This is a messenger RNA of Onychostoma macrolepis, 2835 nucleotides long. Its product is annotated as neuromedin-K receptor-like. The transcript is spliced from 16 exons. Gene Ontology annotation, molecular function: tachykinin receptor activity; antiporter activity. Gene Ontology annotation, cellular component: sperm midpiece; plasma membrane. Bases 91 to 2505 code for a protein of 804 amino acids. NCBI's taxonomy places the organism in Eukaryota, Metazoa, Chordata, Actinopteri, Cypriniformes, Cyprinidae. The record is from RefSeq and is a predicted model, not a curated record. Gene Ontology annotation, biological process: G protein-coupled receptor signaling pathway; positive regulation of flagellated sperm motility; proton transmembrane transport.
GCUAUUCACACACACACACACACACACACACACACACACACACAGCUCGUCCUGUGCGCAGACAGACAGGUGUCUUCUUCACAGCGAACCAUGUCCUCGUCAAGAAACUCCUCAAACUUCACCCACACCAACAGGUUCGCGCAGCCUCCGUGGCGCGUGGCGCUCUGGUCGCUCGCGUUCGCGCUGGUUCUGCUGGUGGCCGUCACCGGGAACCUGAUCGUUAUCUGGAUCAUCGCGGCGCACAAGAGGAUGAGGACCAUCACCAACUACUUUCUGCUCAACCUCGCGGCGUCUGACGUGUGCGUGGCCGCGCUCAACGCGCUGGUCAACUUCGUGUACGGAGCGCACGGAGACUGGUACUUCAGCAGCGCGUUCUGCCGCUUCCAGAACUUCUACCCGGUGACCGCCGUGUUCGCCAGCAUCUACUCCAUGAGCGCCAUCGCCUUAGACAGGUACAUGGCGAUCAUCCACCCGAUGAAGCCCCGCCUCUCAGGAACGGCCACAAAAGGCGUGAUUGCGUGCGUGUGGAUUCUGGCUGCGUUUCUGGCGUUUCCGCUCUGCUUUUAUUCUGUAACCGAAGUGAGGCCGCACAGGACGGUCUGCUACGUGGCCUGGCCGCGGCGCGACGACGAUGCCUUCAUAUAUCACGUGAUCGUGGCGGUGCUGGUGUAUCUCCUGCCGCUGGCGCUCAUGGCUGCCACCUACAGCAGGGUCGGACUCACGCUGUGGGGCGGAGGAUUUCCAGGACACUCCUCGGGAAACUUCCAGGAUCACCUGCAGGCCAAGAGAAAGGUUGUGAAGAUGAUGGUGAUCGUGGUGGUAACAUUUGCUGUCUGUUGGCUUCCAUAUCAUGUGUAUUUCAUCGUAACGAGCUUCAACCGGAAGCUGAAGAGGUUCAAGUCGAUCCAGCAGGUGUAUCUGUCGGUGCUGUGGCUCUCCAUGAGCUCCUCCAUGUACAACCCCAUCAUCUACUGCUGCCUCAACAGCAGGGUCAAAGUUCACUUACAGACAUCUGAAGAAAUGGGUGACGAAAGACUUACAGCAGAAUCAACAGAAACCUGUCAGAAAACAGCGUCCAAAGCAUCGGAUUGCUGUGGUAAACUGCUCUGCUACAAACCACAUGGCUUUACUGCCUCCGUCAUUACUAAAGCUCUGCUGGGCCUGCUGCUGUUCGGGGUGAUCUGGGCCGUGACGGGACCCUCGUGUCUUCCAGGACAGAACCUCUUUGGCCUGGUGAUUCUGUUCCUGUCAGCCGUGUGUGGAGGAAAACUCAUCAGCGUCUUCAGAUUACCCAGAACCCCUCCAAUACCAGCUCUACUGGGGAUGCUGCUGGCCGGCGUGGUGUUGCGUAACGUUCCGUAUGUCACAGACGCUGUUUAUAUUGAUCAGACCUGGUCUGCGGCUCUGAGGAACGUGUCUCUCGCUGUGAUUCUCACCAGAGCCGGGCUGGGACUCAAUGCUGCUGCCCUGCGGCGUCUGAAGGCAGUGUGUGUGAGGGUUGCUGUCGGCCCGUGUCUUACGGAGACCUGUACGGUGGCUGUAGUGGCUCAUUUUCUGCUGGAUUUGCCCUGGAUAUGGAGCUUCAUGCUCGGUUUCGUUCUGGCCGCUGUCUCUCCGGCUGUGGUGGUUCCGUCCAUGCUGCUCCUGCAGUCGGAAGGAUUCGGUGUUCAGAAAGGAGUUCCCACGCUCCUGAUGGCUGCUGGGAGCUUCGACGACAUCCUCGCCAUCACUGGAUUCACCACGAGCCUGGGCAUUGCCUUCGGAACCGGAUCCACAUGGAUGAAUGUGGGUAAAGGAGUUCUGGAGGUGCUGGCAGGAGUUCUGGCAGGAGGAGUCAUGGGACUUCUGCUCCAUUUCUUACCCAGCGAGGAUCAGUCAGAUGUGGUGUUGCAGCGCUGCUCUCUGCUCUUGGGUCUGUCCAUCUUCAGUGUGUUUGGUAGUCUAGCCGCGGGUCUGGGCGGCGCCGGUGGUCUCUGCACACUCGUGCUGUCCUUCAUCGCUGGACUCAGCUGGGCAGAACAAAAGGCUCCAGUGGCGGCGGUGGUGGGCCGGUUCUGGGACGUCUUUCAGCCGCUCUUAUUUGGUCUGAUUGGAGCAGAAAUCAACAUCUCUUCUCUCAGCGCUUAUACUGUCGGUUUGGGUGUCUCCACUCUGUGUGUGGGUUUGCUGGUCCGUGUUUUGGUGACGUUCUGUAUGGUUCUGUUUGCUGGUUUCAAUAUGAAGGAGAAGAUCUUUAUAGCUCUGGCCUGGAUGCCCAAAGCCACAGUACAAGCAGCUAUCGGCUCUACGGCGUUGGACGUGGCCCGCAGUUCUGGAGACGAGCAGCUAGAGAAUUAUGGGAUGGAUGUUCUGACUGUGGCAGUUCUGGCGAUUCUCAUUACAGCACCGAUCGGAGCGCUUGCCAUCGGACUCACCGGACCCAAACUACUCCAGCAGGACACACACACACUCGAUGACGGCGAGCGCGAGAGCACUCGUGCCGACGGUCUGGAGUCCAAACUCUGAAACUCAACAUGCCUCCAGUGUCCUGCAUACUAACCCUUGAUCCACGCUUGACCGAGCUUCAUUCACCCUGUUCUUACUGUGUGACAACAACAUUCUGUACAAUAAAACAAUUUCUGUCUCUCUGUACUCAUGUGUUUGAGGUUUUAAAUCAGAAUCAGAAUCAGAAAGAGCUUUAUUGCCAAGUAUGCUUCUGUACUGAAUCAAACUGUUUCUCAACAGAGGAAAGGUGUGUGUUUGUGUUGAUGCUCGUGUCAGGCCACGUUUGUUUUUAGGCAGUUCUCAACAAAAUGAAAAUACAGUUGGUAUUGUUUGCUGAAUAUAAACAGUUGC